Cladophialophora immunda is the source of this 1482-nucleotide messenger RNA. RefSeq lists its product as uncharacterized. The transcript has a single exon. The record is from RefSeq and is a predicted model, not a curated record. Gene Ontology annotation, molecular function: ATP hydrolysis activity; nicotinamide-nucleotide adenylyltransferase activity. Bases 308 to 1357 code for a protein of 349 amino acids. Gene Ontology annotation, cellular component: nucleus; cytoplasm. Lineage: Eukaryota; Fungi; Ascomycota; Eurotiomycetes; Chaetothyriales; Herpotrichiellaceae.
GUGCAGGCUCGCGGCGAGCCUUGUCCCGACGAGGCUGGAAACCCAACCCAAUGGCGUCACUGUGGACUGUUCCGACUUCUCAGACCGUUAACACGUUAUCAAUCGGUUGAUUGUCAACGUUCCGGCACCAGUCUCCGUUCCAGACGAAAAGGUCAAGGACUCGAAGAAGGAUAUAUGACUAUCGUGAAGCUUGGGUAGGGUCCGCGCUUAUCAGGGGCACCUUUCUUCAGAAGCCAGCUGAGCCAGCAUAAAAAUUCCUCCGUCACCGGGAGCUGGAGAUACACAUACUACGACAGGAGACUAUAUCAUGUCCCCGCCAGACCUAGACAUGCAGGCCCUCCAGCGACUCAGAACCCAAUUCUCCCAAGCACUGAAGGACUUUGCUUCUUCGUCGUCAUCAUUCCGGGUCUUACAUUCGAUUCCACCCCCUCCCACGGCCCCGACACCGUCAAACCCGAUAGUCACCAAGACGCUCUACCUCCUCGACUCGAGUUUCAACCCGCCUUCAAAGGCGCAUUCAAGUCUGGUCAAGACGGCGUUGAGAUCCCAAGAUGCGAGCCCCGCACCUAGAGACCCAACUCCGAGGGUCCUGUUUUUACUGGCCACCGUGAAUGCGGAUAAGAAGCCCAAGCCGGCCGACUUUGAGGAUCGCCUUGUCAUGAUGACUUUGGCCGCCGAGGAUCUACGGUCUGGAUUUACAUCCGAGUCUACGACACCUGAGACGCCGGCCCCGAUCAUCGACAUUGGCGUUACGAAGGAGCCCUAUUUCGUCGACAAGGCCACCGCGAUCGACGCGAGCGGCCUCUACCGCCCUCCAGGGUAUGUUCCUCCAUCGACUCCCUCCGAACUAGGAGAGCGAGAAGACGGGGUGGUCGAACAGAUCCACCUCACGGGCUUCGACACCCUACUCCGGAUCUUCACCCCAAAGUACUAUCCCAACAGCCACCCGCCGCUGUCCGCCCUGGAGCCUUUCCUACGAAGACAUCGCCUGCGGGCGACGAUACGCGUCGACGCAAACAGUCCCUCACAGAACCUCAAGGACGCGCAAAAGACUCAGCCAGACUCGAGUCUCAGCGCUAGCUCCGAAGCCCCAGACCUGACGACGAUCGCCGGCCAAGAGGCGUACCUGGAGGGCAUCAAGAACGGGUCGUUGGAGAAGGACGGUCUCAAGCGGGAGUGGGCGGAGAAGGUCGAGCUGGUGGUGGAUGACUCCGGCGAGACCGAGGGCGUGAGCAGUACCAAGAUACGGAACGCAAUGAAGGAUGGGGACUGGGAUGAAGUCAAAGGGCUGGUAGGGCAUCGGGUAGGAGAGUGGAUUAGACACCGGGGUCUGUAUCUAGAGGGGGAAGAAAGGUGACUGGGAAAAGUCGUGAAAGAAAAGGCCUCGAAGUCGCCCCCUCCCCGGCUGCAGAGAGCUGCGUGGAAGUGCUUUUACCAGCCCUGUCCGUAAGAAAGAAAGACCAAUUCACCGUGCUUUAAAAA